AUGGCCGAGGAAUUUCAUGGAUAUGCCGCCUUCGAUAAAGAAAGCAUCUUGAAACCUUAUUCGUACAUCCCCAAGCCAUUAGGCGAUGAAGACAUUGAAAUAGAAAUUUCACAUUGCGGCAUAUGUG
This is a messenger RNA of Dentiscutata heterogama, 127 nucleotides long. The record is from the annotation of a GenBank genome assembly. NCBI's taxonomy places the organism in Eukaryota, Fungi, Glomeromycota, Glomeromycetes, Diversisporales, Gigasporaceae.